AUGGAGCCGGCGACACAGGACGACGCGCACUCGAUUGUCUCUGGGCUGACGUCUCUCGAGAGCGAGGCGGACGACUUUGAGAGGCUGAUGAUCCAGAAGGAACGCGAUGACCAUCGCCUUAAGACGGGCCAGGCGCAGCCCUUCCGCAAGGCGCGCACGCAUCCACGCGUCGGCCUGACGAUAGACAACCUCGAGCGCAAUAACGCCCGCAAUGAAGCUGCUCAGGGAGCCAACGCGCGCGCAUCGUCUGGCGGUGGGAGUCCGCCCAGCAGCAGCGGCUCGAUGAGGUCGGACCCGGCCAUCCACGCGCCGGCGGGCUGGGGCAGGAAGGGCAAGACGAACAUGAAGUGGAUGCGCACCAUUACGUAUGAGGAGGAGCGCGAACAGCACACACCGGUCCCCGCCGACGAGGAUGCAGCCUAUGCCAACGCACCGCGCCAUUCCAUAGAGGACAGCCCCCUCUCGCGCAAGAGCGCAUACGGCACGCCGCGCCAUGGCGAGGACGCUGACUGGGACUUUACCUUUGACCUCAACGAGGCCUCGAUCCUCGCCUCGACGCCCUACAUCCCGCGCAACACGGCCCUCGACGACAUUCGCCAGCGCGAGAUGGAGAGCCUGAGGGAGCAGGGCGUCGCCAAGGCGCAGAUGGACACGACACGGGACGGCGAGGCAGAGUCGCCGUCGGCACGGUCGGGGAAGGGCGUGUCGAAGAGCAUGGCCAAUAGCGUCGCCUCCCUGCCCGACCACGCAACGGGCUCGCCACAGAAGAGACCGCGCACACGCACCGAUUCAUGGCAGGCGCUCAGCAGGUCGCAGCCCACGCUGGGGACCACCACGGCACACUCGCCCAUCGCCGUGCACAAGAAGAGCGCCGAGACGAUAGGCGUCGUGGAGCGCGAUGUGGCUGUCAGCGCGCAGAGGGUCCCGCCUAGGCGAGCGGGGACUCGCAGGGAAGACUCGCAGGAUCUGCUUCGCCGCCUGGCGAGGGUGUCGAACACGCCGAGUCCUGCGCGGGUCGAGGCCGCGCGGCCAAAGACUGCUCAUGGAAGACAGCAGAGCAGCUCGUCGCAGACCAUGGUCAACGACGCACCGAGUCCAUCUCCCGAGGUGAAGGAGGAAGUGGUCGAGGACGCGCCCGCACCACCACCCGCCGCUGCAGAACGUCCCGCAUCACAAUACGAUCAACCACCUCCAGAGACACAAAAGCCUGAAAACACGCCACAGUCAGCGCCAGAGACGCCGGCAGAAGAACCAGACCCCACGCCCACGCCCGCGCCCGUAGAACGCUCGAUACUGAACCCCAAAACCCCAAUCGUCACUGGGGCAUGGGUCGACACACCGGGCCCCCGAACAGCACUACGCACCACCAACCCCCCCCAAACACGCUCGCGCUCACAAUCCCCCCCACAAACCAGCCCCCGAAAGUCCAAAUCCCCAACAAAGCGUUCCGCCUCCCUCCCCGGAAUCACCCCCCUCGAACCAAAACGGCCCCACCUCCCCUCCUCAGCCCUCGACGCCCUCAUCCAGUCCGCCCGCCACGACUCAGCAGACUACGGCGACUCGACCAUAAACUCUCUGCAAGACUUGAUGUGUCCCGGUGAUGAGGUAGAUGAAGACACACUCCAGGGCUUGAAACUCCCUACUGAGAUCCCGAAGAACGAGGCUGAGCGCCAGAGACAGCAGGAACUUACCCAUCUGCACCGUAUGAAUGAGAGGCUGCGCGCUGCGCGGACUAGUAUAAGGGAUGCGAGUCGCGGGAUGAAGAGGCUGGAUGAUCAGGUCGAGGGGGCGGAGGAGGGGGAUAUGGGGCGCAAGGUGGGCGUUGUGCACGCUGAGUGUCCGUGUGCGGCGGAUAAUGCACAUAUGUCUGUUUGGCGGUCGUGCAGAUCCUGGGUCUGGGACGAGCGGUUAAAAGUAUCGCGGAAGGGCACGCAGUGGCGCAGAAUCGGCGGGCUGACGGGGCUUGGGCUCCUGCUGAUGAUGGCGGCGUUGUGGUGGGUUGGAGAGGAAAUCGCUUGCGAAAUCCACUGCCACCCCCAAUUCGCCACUUCCUCACCCUACCCCUUCUCCGUCAACAUGCACGCCCCGCGCUACCCCUUCGUCCUGCCCACGCUGUUCUACCGCGCCCUCGUCCGCCCCUGGUGGCUGCCGCUGUCUGCCCUGCUGUCGCCGUUUGCCGCGCAACUGUCACUUGCGCAUGGAAUGGGACAUGUGCAGGAUUCGCCACAUGCGCAUGCGCUUACGCAUACGCGCGCCUGGGCUCUCGAGUCGCAGGCUACUGCUGUUGUGGAUGUGGAUGUGGAUGAGGAGAUGGUGUGGGGGGCGCGCAUGGUGGAUGAUGAGGUUUUGAGGGAGAGGGGGAGAUGA
This is a messenger RNA of Dothidotthia symphoricarpi CBS 119687, 2367 nucleotides long. RefSeq lists its product as uncharacterized. Bases 1 to 2367 code for a protein of 788 amino acids. NCBI's taxonomy places the organism in Eukaryota, Fungi, Ascomycota, Dothideomycetes, Pleosporales, Dothidotthiaceae. The record is from RefSeq and is a predicted model, not a curated record. The transcript has 2 exons.